AUGGAGUGCCCAAAGCCGGAGGGCUUUAUACCAGGGGCUCCAAAGGGCGGAAGAAGCCAGUGGUCAGGGCUCUACAACAGGAGGCUCAUUCCAUCCAUCACCCCUGUUGCUAGUCUUCUGAAGUCCAGAGACCCCCGAAUUCCCAGGCAAGAACUCACUCUGGGCAUCUUCUUAGUCAAGGAGCCAGUGGAGGUGCGCUCUGGACCCCCUGGCAGGACUGAAGCAGGAGCAGAGCAGAAGCUGUCCCCAGGACCAGACCACCAGCAUCCCUGGAGCCAGCAGGGGUCUCAGGAGCCCAGCAUAGGAGACUGGGACCCCCCCACAGAAGCUCUCACCUCCUUGCCUGCGCACAGAAACCUUAUCCUCGAGCACAAAACAUUAUAUCCUAAGACCACUGUAAGCGAGAGACUUCACCCUAAGAAGCCUCGAUUUUUGCAGGCCCAGCCCCAGGACCAAGGAAGGAGCUCCCAGGAGGAAGGCCCCUCCCCCGUCUCCAGUUCCCGCCCUUCUGUGAGGAGGCUGGGCCUAGAGCAUGCCGCAGGACGGUGGGCAGGGGAGCGGGGAUACUGGCAUGUGGAUGCCUCCUUCUCAUGGCCAGGGAUCAGCAGCGUGAAUCAGCUGGGUGGGCUCUUUGUGAAUGGUCGGCCCCUGCCCCUGGACACGCGGCAGCAGAUCGUGCGGCUGGCGGUCAGCGGGAUGCGGCCCUGCGACAUCUCACGGAGACUUAAGGUAUCUAAUGGCUGUGUGAGCAAGAUCCUAGGGCGUUACUACCGCACAGGUGCCCUAGAGCCCAAGGGGAUUGGGGGAAGCAAGCCACGCCUGGCCACACCCCCCGUGGUGGCUCGAAUUGCCCAGCUGAAGGGUGAGUGCCCAGCCCUCUUUGCCUGGGAGAUCCAACGCCAGCUCUGUGCUGAAGGGCUCUGCACCCAGGACAAGACUCCCAGUGUCUCCUCUAUCAACCGAGUCCUGCGGGGGCUACAGGAGGACCAGAGACUGCCCUGGACGCAGCUCAAUUUGCCAGCUGUUUUGGCUCCAGUUCCUCCAACUCUGCAUAGUGGCUCUGAGGCUCCCCGGGGUCCCCACCCAGGGACCAGCCACCGGAAUCGGACUAUCUUCUCCCCAGGCCAAGCUGAGGCACUGGAGAAAGAGUUCCAGCGUGGCCAGUAUCCUGAUUCAGUGGCCCGGGGAAAGCUGGCUGCUGCCACCUCUCUGCCUGAGGACACGGUGAGGAUCUGGUUUUCCAACCGAAGAGCCAAAUGGCGCCGCCAAGAGAAGCUCAAGUGGGAAAUGCAGUUUCCAGGUGCGGCCCAGGGUGCGAGUCUACCAAGUGCUUCCCCAGGGAUCAUCUCUGCACAGCAGUCCCCUGGCAGUGUGUCCACAGCAGUCCUGCCCGCCCUGGAAUCCUUGGGGCUCUCCAGCCAUCCGUUGUGCUGGGGGACAGCAUCAGAUGCCCCACCACAAGCCUGUCUCCAGCCCUGCUGGGGCUGCCUGCCCCCCACAGCUGAGCUCUCUGGAUUCGGUGCUGCCUUGCCAUCCUUGCCCUUCCUUCCCCUGCCCCCAGCGCCAGUCUUGGUGCCCCUCAGGCCUUGCUCUGGCUUGGCUCCCCACUGCGGGGCCUGGGAUGAGGGAGAAGGUUCGGAGUGGAAAGGAGAUGGGGUGGGGAGCAUCUGA
Messenger RNA from Phacochoerus africanus (Common warthog), 1671 nucleotides. RefSeq names its product paired box 4 (gene PAX4). Lineage: Eukaryota; Metazoa; Chordata; Mammalia; Artiodactyla; Suidae. Gene Ontology annotation, biological process: regulation of transcription by RNA polymerase II; anatomical structure development. The record is from RefSeq and is a predicted model, not a curated record. Gene Ontology annotation, molecular function: DNA-binding transcription factor activity, RNA polymerase II-specific; RNA polymerase II cis-regulatory region sequence-specific DNA binding. The transcript has 14 exons. The coding region runs from base 1 to 1671 and encodes 556 amino acids.